Sesamum indicum (sesame) is the source of this 1653-nucleotide messenger RNA. RefSeq lists its product as uncharacterized. NCBI's taxonomy places the organism in Eukaryota, Viridiplantae, Streptophyta, Magnoliopsida, Lamiales, Pedaliaceae. The record is from RefSeq and is a predicted model, not a curated record.
CUUCUCUCCUCCGUGCUUGAGAGUUGAGACUUGAGACCGACCCUUCUAUCAAUCUACACCUAAUAUCUUUUUUUUCUCCUUUUUCUCUUUUAAUUUUUUCUUGUUUCAAGUUGUUCUGCUAAACUAGGAGCCCUCACAAUCUUGUACAGCUCUCUCUUUCAGGUAAACUCAGCUCCUUUCAACCUCUGUGCCUGUCCUCUUUGUAGUUGGGAAGUUGGUGGGCUGUAGUUCUGAAACAACCCGUUUCUUCUUCAUCAAAUCUUUUGAUUAUUUCUGAAGUUUCGGAUUUCCAGAUGUGGUUUUGAUCAAGCUUAGGAUCCCACAAAAGUUUCAGGAAUUCCCAACAGAUCUGCAAAGUUGUCUGAUUUUUUCUUCUCCAUUUUUGAAGAAAAGUGAGUGUCUUUGAAAAAUUAUCUUCUGAGAUUUCAAGAAAUCUUCUUGUUCUCUCGAAUGGUCACGAGGGGUUUGUCUGAUCUGUUACUCAAGAUUAUGGGAAGUUAUGCUAAAGGACGAAAGUUUCGAAUUUUCCUAUAGAUCUGUGUCCGUAUAGUUUUCUUCUCAAAACUAUUUAACUGUUAUGUGUUAAUUUGUUCAUAUUUUCAAGAUCUUGAAGAGAUAAAAGAGUAUGAAUCACUACGCGAUUCAGCAGACUAGUUUUGCUGCCUGUGAAGAGAUGAGAGGCAGCGCCGUCGCCUGCAGAUCUGUGGAGAUGAAAGAAACGGUGGUUUGCCCCAAACCGCGGCGGCUCGGCCUGCUCCAUACCACCCUGAAUGACCCCUCGUAUGUCAGACCCUUGAGAUGGCAUGCCAGCAGCCAUCACCAAGAGGUCUUCGACGCCAAAGCUGGAAAUGAACUUCUGGACAUCAUCCUAUCAAAGGGUGGUUCCGGUACAGAUCAAUCAGUCACACAGUUAGCCUCGUCGCCCCCAUUUUUUUCCGGGUCUCCGCCGAGCAGAGUAUCUAACCCGCUAAUUCAAGACGCCCGAUUCGGGGACGAGAAAUGCACGCCUGUUUCUCCAAGGGCAAUCCCCAUCCCAUCGGGGCGGGCCUCGUCCCCUUCCUCCGCCCGCAAGGGCGGCUGCGUCAGGGCCAAUUUUGGUAACAAUCCGGCAGUCCGGGUCGAGGGGUUCGACUGCCUCGACCGCGACAGCCGCCGGUGCAGAAUCCCCGCCCUGGCUUAGAAACAGUACAUACAAGAAAGUUCAAUUCGACAUGGAAGAGAGAUUUUGAUCAAAUUGAGGUAUCAGUUCGUGUCCAGUGUACAUAUACGGUGUUCGAAAAGAAGUUGUCUGUAAUUAAAGGGAUCAGUUUCUAUUGUAAGUAUGAGUUGAUGAGAGUAAUUUGACCAAUUUGAGAAAUAAUUUUCAUGGUUGUUUAGGAUGUAGGAAGGGGCAGCCCCUUUUUGUAAUGGUGUAAGUAAGAGAUGAGAGGAGGGGUGCCCCUAGUAAUUUAAGUCCCCCUUUGGGGGUUAGUUUUGAGAUUUCAGUAGGCGGCUUUGAGAGGAGGAGGAGGGGAGGAGGAGAAUCUGUAUAAAAGAAAGCUCUCUCUCUCUCUCUAUAUAUAUAUAUAUGUAGUUGGCAAUGAGUCAUCAUGUUUUGUAGUUAAAUUCACUUUUGUAAAUGAAUGAAUGCUAAAAUAUUUGUUUUUGUAAGUA